GAGAAUUUGUAUUCUUUCAUUGGAGGGAAAAGUACAUGACUCAUAUGUAUGUAACUGCGUCUGGACUGAGAUUCAAAAUAGGCCCUGGCAUUUCAGGUACACGGAGGCCCAAACAGGCCACACAGCAGCCCAAUAUAUAGUAGUGAUUGUCUAUGGCAACUUACAGCAGCCCCUCUGGCACUUGCCGGAACCCGGAGGUUGCCAGUCCGGGCCUGGUUGGUUUGUACAUUGUAUUUACAGGCAGUAAAUAAGUGAUUGUGCCGAAAUAGCUGCGUGUGCAAAUACAAUGAUCAUAGGUCUCCCUCCCCUUCACAUUCCCUGGGUAUUUGGCAACCCCUUGCUCAUAAACAAAACUCCUCUGGGGGGUACAUGUGAGUGGACUUGAGCCAGGAACUAGUGGUUGCUAAAUAUGUGGGGAAUGAUUUACAUGUCAGCCAUCUAAUAAUAUAAUAAAGAGCCAUAUAAUAAAGAGAUUGGGGUUUAGUUAGAGGAGUUGUUGCUCUACAUACAAGCCAUGGAGUCAUUGUGCCAGUCCUACAUAUCCUUGUGCCUCCUGAGUAACACAUUAUUUGUCUUUGGAAACCUUUCUAUAAAAGUUGCCAGAAAAAAAAAGUUAGGUGCCAUCAUUUUUCGUUCCUCUGAAUCCGCAAAAAAAAAAAAAAAAUAGACUAGUGACCGGGAUAGUUUAUUAUUGCCUGAGUGAAGGGGGGAUAAUGGUGCCCCCCGAGGUGCGCGCAGGCGCAGUGUCCUGUUAUUCUCCCCCUCGCACAAUCCUUUCAGGUUUCAGCAGGAGCUGUCAGCCGAGACGCCAAUCACGCGGAGGCGACCAAUCAGAGGCGCGGGUUAUUGUUGCGCUCUCUGGGCAGUAGCCGUGUCUAUGAAUCUCUAUUCAGUCCUUCGAUGCUUCCUGCUGCUGCUUCCCAAGCGUUUGGCCAUUCCACGUAGACAUUAAAGAAAAAGAAAAAAAAAAACUUGAAAAACUUUAAGGGGGGGGGAGAGGGAAAAGUUUUUCUUAUAUUCUUUUGCCACAGCCAGGUGAUUGUAGAAUUAGCAGCCAUGAGUGUGGAAGCUUUGGGAAACACAGGGAUGGAGCCUCCAUUUACAAAGAGGAACCCGGCGCUGAGAUUAGUAGACUUGGCAGGGGCACAUCAUCAUCAUCAUCAUCAUCCUCACCCCCCUCAGAGCGUGACCGGCUACCCGGGGUACGUGGCUCAUUCCCACUCAUUGGCUCAUGGGCACCCUGGGGAGUUCGCUGCUGAUUCUCGCCUAGGGACAAGUCCUGCUUUCCGGACAGAACACAUAGGGCAUCCAGGGGCCCUGAAACUCAGCCCUGCCCAUAACCCUCACCACCGCCACCACCAUCAUCAUCAUCAUCAUAUGGCAGGCCACGCUGAAGUCGCCUCCAGUCAAACAGGAGCUUUUGGGCCGGCUCAGUCACCAGCUGGAUCCUACUCAUCUCUCCCCCUUCCAUCUCAGGCAGUUUGUGCAGCAGGUAGGGACUGGCUAAUAGGCAGAGAUCUGACAGUUGCAGUCAUGCCAGGUCUCACUGAGCAGCACUCACCAUCUCACCAUGGAAUGUUUCUUUCAACAACAGGUAGUUACCCUGGGCACCAUGGGCACCACACGGAAUCUGGAAGCCAUCCCUACUUCUCUGGAUCUCCUGAGCAAGCGUCCCAUGCCACCCCAGGUGGCCACCCUCUGAACGGCCAGAUAAGACUGGGGCUACCUGGAGAUAUGUACACCAGGUCUGAUCAUUUCACUCAGCCAGUCACUAGGACAGAUCAUUUUGCCUCUCCAUCUCUACACAACUACUGUGGCAUGAACCUCAACAUGAACAUCACUCCUCACCACCACCAUGGCCCUGGUGCCUUCUUUCGUUACAUGAGACAGGCUAUCAAGCAAGAGCUCAUCUGCAAGUGGAUGGAGGAAGAUCAGCUCCCCAAAAAACUCUGCUCCAAAACUUUCAGCACCAUGCACGAGCUGGUCACCCAUGUUACUGUGGAGCACGUUGGGGGAUCAGAGCAGUCCCACCACAUCUGUUUCUGGGAAGAAUGUCCAAGAGAAGGGAAACCUUUCAAGGCCAAAUACAAACUGAUCAACCACAUCAGAGUGCACACAGGCGAAAAGCCUUUCCCUUGCCCCUUCCCUGGAUGUGGCAAAGUCUUUGCGCGAUCAGAAAAUCUCAAGAUCCACAAAAGAACUCACACAGGCGAGAAACCGUUCAAAUGUGAGUUUGAAGGCUGCGACAGACGCUUUGCCAACAGCAGCGACAGGAAAAAGCACUCUCACGUCCACACGAGCGACAAACCCUACAACUGCAAAGUGAGAGGCUGCGACAAGUCGUACACGCACCCCAGUUCCUUGAGAAAACAUAUGAAGGUGCAUUGCAAAUCCCCACCUCCCAGCUCAGGCUACGAAUCCUCCAUCCCUUCCCUAGUGUCCCCCUUGUCAGACUCAGGGCAGGACCCUGGUGCCACGUCCACUCAACCUGAGCCUCCGCCAUCGUCGCAGGGAGCCAACCUGAGCGAAUGGUAUGUGUGCCAGGGCUCAGCGGCUAGCGGCAUCCCGACUCCUCCCAGCAACACUCCUUCACCUGAGCACAGGAAGCCGCCCUACACCAACUGGGAAUCCAGAGCCGCUUACUAAAUAUCAGACGCUUCACUUCUGACUGACUCAAGGACUUGCUAGAGGGGACUAAUGUGAAUUGCUAGCCUUAAGGCACACGGGAUCCAGUGUAAGAUAAAUAUUUGCUUUGUUUAAAGGGGAACUUUGGGUCUCUCUUUUUUUUAAUUAUUUUUAUUUAAUAAAAGCACAAACAGGGUUGUCCCCUCUCCUUGUAAAUUGUUCAUAUUUUUCAACAACAAGCCAAAGUGUUUUGUUAAGGCUGCGUAGGCAAGAUCAAUUGCCCGAGGCUCACACUGUCCCCUUGCCCUCUGCUAGCCAAUGGCUCUGCUCUUUUUUAAAGCUCUUUUUGUUACUGCUUUGUAUAAAAAUCCACUUUUCUCAGUGACUACUGCCAAUCAUACUGCAUAUCCAACUCAUCCCAGGGGGGCUGUUUGUUGCCGGGAAUGCAAUGAUCCCGGGCUCAGGAUGGCCUGGCAGCUCAUGCUAAGAAGUGUGUUCCUUGCAGCAGUAUUGUGCGAUUGUCGUUGUACAGUUACAGGCAGAGCUUUCAGCUUGUAUGUGACAUGUUUCCAUGUUAAAGAUACCAUGUGGACGGUGAAUUCUUCAUGUGUGUAAAUAAAUGGUUUUUUUUUAUUA
Molecule: messenger RNA, 3261 nt
Organism: Xenopus laevis (African clawed frog)
Lineage: Eukaryota; Metazoa; Chordata; Amphibia; Anura; Pipidae
Gene: zic4.S
Product: Zic family member 4 S homeolog
Exons: 2
Coding region: 1057-2646 (529 amino acids)
Biological process (GO): regulation of transcription by RNA polymerase II; neural crest formation
Cellular component (GO): nucleus
Molecular function (GO): RNA polymerase II transcription regulatory region sequence-specific DNA binding; DNA-binding transcription factor activity, RNA polymerase II-specific; RNA polymerase II cis-regulatory region sequence-specific DNA binding
Source: RefSeq, a predicted model, not a curated record